Molecule: messenger RNA, 4644 nt
Organism: Myxocyprinus asiaticus (Chinese sucker)
Lineage: Eukaryota; Metazoa; Chordata; Actinopteri; Cypriniformes; Catostomidae
Product: zinc finger protein 513-like
Exons: 4
Coding region: 568-2217 (549 amino acids)
Biological process (GO): regulation of transcription by RNA polymerase II
Cellular component (GO): nucleus
Molecular function (GO): DNA-binding transcription factor activity, RNA polymerase II-specific; RNA polymerase II cis-regulatory region sequence-specific DNA binding
Source: RefSeq, a predicted model, not a curated record
GUUACAACAACUACAGCUGCAAUGAAACUUAAACACUUUCACUUCAACAACACAUGGAGACACUUUACAGGAAUAUCUAUCCAUAUAGAUAAACGAUUCAUCAUGGAUAGAUGCUGAUAUACCCGCUGCUGGCUGUCUGGUGGUUAUAAACAAAGGACUUUUAUUUUAUUUGGCAUUUUUGGGGGGUUAGCCGGUCAUGCUAAUUAGCCUCCGACUGAUAACAAGAUAAACACAAAUUAACCAGCAAAAUAUGAUUAUUUUUUAUUUAUAUGUGGAUUAAUAACAAGCAACACUAUUAAUCUUUACGAUGAUAACGUCAUAUAAUCAUAUGUGACAGCGUGUCUGUCGUUUUGUCUUUAUAUUUUACAUAUAGUUUAAUAUUAGCUCAUGCUAACAGCAUUACUAACAGGAGUUUCAGGUGUUUUUGAAUAUUUGGAUAUGAUGAUUUUAGGGAUAUAAAUCAUUGAAGGUGUUUUAAGUCGGUAUUUAUUUGAGGCACUCUUUGUUCGAGAGAGGAAGAUGAUGGUGAUGAAGAUCAGCUGAUUAUAAACAGACACAUUUAGAAAAAUGCCCAGGAGAAAACAGUCCAAUCCACAACCUGUCAAAUUUGGAGCUGAAGAUGGUGUUGCGAUUGGCGAUCAGGAAAACCUCGUCCUGGAGAGUGAUUUCCUCCUUGGACAAGACCUGAGCUUUGGAGAAAAUGACUAUAGGAUCGUCGGUUUUGAAAGGGAUUCAGACUCAGUCAAUGCUGAAAUGGGGAUGCCGGAGUACAGCUUCAGUGACGAGGACUGUUCCGGCUACAACCGACUGGGCAUGGAGAGCGAUUUCGAGGACCCUCGAGACACAGAGAGCGAGCGUGACGAGAUCGGUCCUGACGCUAACUUCGCCCCCUACCUCUCAUGCAGACAGUGCGGCCAGCUCCUUGGCGACCCCUUGAGCGGGGCACUGGAUCUCGCAGGCCUGUUCUGCCUCCAGUGCGGGGCUGAGGGAGGAGACGCAGACUGCCAAGAUAAACCGUUAGAAGAGGCCCAUCCCACUCAUACCGUGCAAGGAAAAACCAAUCGAGGCAGGUCAACGUCGAAUGGAAAUCCUUGUAAGACCUACUCGUGCAAACUGUGCAGUUUCACCUCACGCUACUCCAAUCACUUGAAACGGCACUUGAAGACUCACAACGGCGAGAAACCGUACCAGUGCCAGCACUGUGCAUAUGCCUCCGCUCAGCUAGUCAACCUGCAGCGGCACAUGCGCACACACACGGGCGAGAAGCCGUACAAAUGCGAGUUCUGCACGUUUGCGUGCAAUUCCCUGGGUAACCUGAAGAGGCACCAGCGCAUGCACACUCAGGAGAAAUCGCUCAACUGCAGUCAGUGUGACUUCCGUGCGAACAACAGCCACUCGCUAAAGAAACACACAAUGAGCCACAAGCUGAAGAAAUCUACAGACUUAACUGAAGAGUCUGUGGUUUCUGGGCUUACUUUGCACAUCAACGCCGACCCUGACUUCCUCCAGAGCUACGACACCCUGCGAACUGAUCGCCACCCCCCUGCCCUGCUGGACACUGAGGGCAUGGCCCAAGAAUCGGACCAUUUACCCGAGCUGUUGUUCCCCUUCACUUGUCGCGUGUGCGGCCUUGUGCUAGAGGACGAGGAGGGGGCUUCGGCGCAAAUCUGCAGCAAAUGCACCGUCGACAUGCUGUCCAAAACCUCCCCCACCAGUCCGGAAAAAGGCGACAAGCUUUACUCCUGUACCUCGUGCCCGUUCGUCACACAGUACCCCAACCAUCUCGCCCGGCACAUGAAAACACACAGCGGUGAAAAACCCUACAAGUGCCCGCAAUGCAACUACGCGUCCGCCCACUUCGAUAACCUCAAACGGCACCACCGCGUGCACACAGGAGAAAAGCCGUACAAAUGCCGGGUGUGCGACUACGCUUGCGGCAAUUUGGCCAAUCUGAAACGGCACGAGCGCAUCCACUCAGGUGCGAAACCAUUCCAGUGCACCGUGUGCAGUUACAGCUGCAACCAGAGGAUGAACUUGAAACGCCACAUGCUGCGACACACCGGCGAGAAGCCCUUCAAGUGCCAGGAUUGCAGGUACACCACCGGCCAUUGGGACAAUUACAAACGGCACCAAAAGAAGCACGGCCACUCGGCGGAAGGGUGGAUCAAGAUGCAGCUGGCAGAGAAAGAGGAAGAGGAGGAGGAAGGAGAGAUGUAGUGGAAUCUCUCGCUUUUGUUUGAUGUCUAACUCCAGUUGCCUUAUUAUUAGCUAAAAAAAUCAAUAUGGCAAAGGUGCAUAGUGACAUUGCGUUCUUUCAUAUUUGAUUGUAUACCAGUGUAUACCAUUGUAUACUGAAACGGUUAUCUCAAAUUAAACUCAAAGAGCUUUAUGCACCUGUGGGAGAAUUUUUAACUUUAUGCACCUGUGGGUGAAUCUUAUGAAAGCAUGUCCAGGUAACAUUUCACCCCCAAGCAAAAAGAUUAAAUUAUAUUACAUUUUGCAUGGUGACACUAUUUUUAUGAAAAUUACAUUUCCCCCCAAGCAUUUUAAUUUUGAGGUUUGUUUUUGUAUUGUUCACAAUGAUUCUUCUUAGAUUUUUCAAUACUCCAAUAUAAUAGGCUAUUUAUACUGUAUUACUGUAAUAUUUGUUUGUUUUUUAAAAAAUCAGCUUAAAUUGAAGGCAGCACAAAAAAUACUAUCAUGAAAAAUUUAAUGAUUGAAUGUAUUUUUUAUUUUAUUUUUUCUUGGAUUUUCUUUAUUUUUUACAUUACAGUAAUAAUAAUUUAGGGGAAAAUUUGCUUAUUUUAUGACAGUCAUGCACAUUUUCCAUGAAAAUUCUCAUAACCAUAUCAGGAGGUUUUGAGUAAUUCAAUAAAAAAAAUAAAAAUAAAAAUAAUACUGUAAUACAAUGAUUAAAAAAAUAAAACCAUCUUAAAGGCAGUUCAAGUACCAACAUAAAAUACUUCACAAUUUAGAAUUAUUAUUAUUUAUUUUUUUCUUUUCAGAUUAUGUUAAUCAGAUUUUGUUUUGAAUUAUUAUAAUAAUAAUAAGAGUUCGGGGGAAAUGUGCUUACUUUAUGACAAUUAAGCAGAUUUUCCGCAAAAAUUCAUAUUACUCAUAUAUAUGUAAUGUGUCCGGAUGUUUUGAAUCAGUUUCUCGUCAUUCCCAUUAUAUUCAUUUGUAAAAAAAAAAAAAAAUACACUGAUUUUUGUUUUCAGUUCAGCAUAAAUUAAAGACAUUACAACAAAUUCUACUUUGAAAUGCGUACAGUAAUACGAAUUUGGGGGAAAAAUGUGUUAUUUUAUGACAGUUAAGCACAUUUUCCUUGCAAACUCUCAUUAUCAAUGCAUCAGGAUAUUUGGAGAUUUUUUUUAAUUAUAUUAAUAUUUUAUUUAACUGCAAUACAGUGGUUUUACUAUCUAAAUUGGUAUGAAUUAAAGGCAGUUCAACAAAUACUAGCAUGGUCUAUAAAUACUUUUCAGUGUAUUUAAUAUUUAUUUGUAUUUUUUUGCAUAACAGUAAUGAGAACGAGAUUAUUUGUGACAGUGAGAAUUGUUGGAGGGAAAUUUGCUUAAUUGUCUUGGAAAUACUGUAAAAUAAUAAUGCACAAAAUAUGCAAAAUGUAAUAUCUUUUGGGUGAAAUAUGACUUGGACAUGUUCUUGUAAGGUGAGAUUCACUCCUCUGCUGUCAUGGAUUCUCGUUGAAUUACUGAAUGAAAGAGAAAACUGCAAUAAACUCAAAGAAUCGCCCCUUGUCCUGAUACAGCAGCUGUAGUUUGUGUUUUAUUCUGUAUGAUGUGGGAUUGAAUUACACUGAACAUGUCUGCUGGCUGCUAUAUUACCUUAUGCACAGAAUCUCAAUGAUGUUGCCUUUUAUUGGGGAGAUGAUGUACCUCAUUUCCCUCAAAUACUGUAUUUGAAUUUUCAGGUGCCACUGCAAAACGCUGCACCAUUACAGCGGUCUCAUUUGCUCCCAGCAUGUGUUUUUCAAGGGCAUUAUUGAGAGACAAUUAUAGGUGAAUCACUAUAAUUAUAACCAUACAAUGGUCAAGAACAUGUCCCGGUUAUAUUUCAGCCCAAAAUUAAUUUGCAUUGAUAAUUUGCAUAUGACCAUUAUAAUUUCUUAACACAUUAAAUGUCAAAGUUUUCAAUGCAAUAUAAAAAACAAAUCACAUUCUCAUUACUUUAAUCACUAUAUAUAUAUAUAGUGAAGUACUCAUUGCAUAAUGGUAGUUUUUGUUGUACUGAAUUUAAUGGAUGCUGAUUUUGAUUAAAAAAAAAAAUAGUAUUGCAGUUGUAUAGUAACAAGAAUUAUGUUUUGUGUGUGUGUGUGUGUGUGUGUGUGUGUGUGUGUGUGUGUGUGUGUGUGUGUGUGUGUGUGUGUGUGUGUGUGUGUUUCACAUUAUAGUAAUGAGAAUGUGGGGUUAAAAUGCUAAAUUGUCAUGGAAAUAAUGUCAAAAUAUAAAGAAAAUUAUGGCCCAAAAAAAGGUUCAAUCAAAAUUAUGCAUAAUAUAGAUAUAUUUUUCUCUCAUGUAUUUGGGGUGUAAUAUGACCUGCAUAUGUUGUGAGAUUCCCCCUUAUGUGGUGUGUGUGUGUGUGUGUGUGUCUUUGUUUGACUUUCAAAUGAAAUGACGUACAGUUUAA